AUGUCAGACACUUUGAUGACAGGGAUCCUGCGCUGCUGCUGCCGCCCUCUGUCCUGCGGGGAGUCCGGGCAGCUUGCCCUGGUGGCUCCAGGGCUCUGCCCGCUGGGUAUCGGGAGCGGGUCGCCCCUGCUCAGCUGGCUUCCUGGCAACUGGGCGGUGGUGCUUCGGGGGGCGAGGUGGGGGACCAGCAGCAGCAGCAGCAGCCACAAGCUUCGCUGGCCCGCCCCGAAGGCCCUUUGGGAAGGCCAGGCUGGAGGCGGGCGGGCGGCGCGGCGCGGCGCGCUCCAGGGACCUGGCGGGAGGGAGCCGGAGGAGGCAUUCAGCUGCGCUGGGGGGGAGAGUGGCGGCCGCCCUCCCCCGCGCGAUCCUGAGGCGGGUUCCGGAAGCGGCGGCAGCUGGGCAGGGCAGGGCAGGGUCGGGCCCCCUCUGGAGACCGGCGGGGCGGGGGAAGCGAAGUAUAUCCGGGGAUCCGCGCUCGGCGACCCUCGUGGGGAGUGGCGGGGGGGGGCGGGAGCGCUCCUCUCCUUGGUGCAUCCGGCGGUGCCCUGGGGCUGCGGCUUACAUAAGCAGCGGCGGGUGCCCGCCUGCGCUCGACGCUGGAGGGGGCGUCGGGAGGCAGCCCCUCCCCUCCUCCCUUGCCUGCCAGCCUCCCUCUCUCCCUCCGGGGGCGGCUCCAGCCCCGCGCUGACGCGAGAGGAGGAGCGGGGGCGGCUGCGUGACGCGGGACUCGGCGCUGCUGCUGUUGCUGCUGCUGCUGCUGCUGGCGGGGCGGCUGGCCUGGAGCGAGCGAGCCGAGCGAGGAGGAGGAGGAGGAGGGACCGCCGGGCGGCGGACUGCAAGCGGGCGCUCGGAAGUGGCGAGCCGGCCAUGCAGCGCUCCGAGGCGGCCGUCCGGGCAGCCUCCCCCGCCCCCGCGCGCCUCUGA
Messenger RNA from Hemicordylus capensis (graceful crag lizard), 924 nucleotides. RefSeq lists its product as uncharacterized. NCBI's taxonomy places the organism in Eukaryota, Metazoa, Chordata, Lepidosauria, Squamata, Cordylidae. The record is from RefSeq and is a predicted model, not a curated record. Bases 1 to 924 code for a protein of 307 amino acids. The transcript is spliced from 2 exons.